UGUUCUGUGAGGCGUGCCAGCAGAAGCCUGGUCUGUAUGCUCAGGUGUCUGAGAUGCUGCUGGUCAGAGUGGCCUCCUACAUGCUCCUGCCCUGCACACUACCUGUGGUAUCAGCCUACUCAGUGGGCAAGAGGUUUGUGGAGUGGAUCCCGGAGGUGCCUGCAGACAUGCGUUGGCUAGCUGGGGUGGCUGGGGAUGUGGCUGGGAGCGUGUACAGACAGYCCUGGAGAGGAGCACCAGCAGACAUAACCAGUGAUGGUUCCCUGAGGAAUUGCAUGAGCCUGCCCCCACCCCUGGAAAGUGACGGACAAAGGGAGAGAGACUGUCACCUCGCCGGGUUCGCUCGCUCUGCUCUCAACUUCCAAAGCCAAUACUGGAACAUCCCCACCGCCCCUUCUUCCCACUGCCCCACCAGCCCCCACUCGCCCAGCCCCUCCCCUCGACAGAUCUGCUUCAGUGUACAUUUUGGCACUCUUUUUUAGAUCCAUUCUAGUCUGUCAUUUUGACUAAAAUAUCAUUAAAUCUUAGUCACAUUUUUGUGAUUUGAAUAAUGAUUUAGUCAUUGUUAAAAUGACGAAAAGAGAGCCGUUUUAGUCAACUAAAUGCCCUUUCAUUUUAGUUAUAUUUUAGUCCACAUCACAUUUGUGUUGCCUCAUUAGCCACAAACCACGUUUCCAUCCAGAGUUUUAUGGGAGUAGUCAUAUCAAAGAUUUGUAUAACUAACCCAAGAUGGACCAUAACUACUGAGAUGGUAGGCUAUUCAAGAAAUAAAUGGUUCUAUCCAACAUG
Molecule: messenger RNA, 789 nt
Organism: Salvelinus sp. IW2-2015
Lineage: Eukaryota; Metazoa; Chordata; Actinopteri; Salmoniformes; Salmonidae
Product: patatin-like phospholipase domain-containing protein 2
Source: RefSeq, a predicted model, not a curated record